Molecule: messenger RNA, 525 nt
Organism: Prunus armeniaca (apricot)
Lineage: Eukaryota; Viridiplantae; Streptophyta; Magnoliopsida; Rosales; Rosaceae
Source: the annotation of a GenBank genome assembly
AUGACAGAUUCUAUGGAAUCAAUAGAAAGUGACGAUACCUUUGGAGGUUUCCAUGUAUGCCCAGAGGGACUGAUACCAUUAAACCUAGAAAACUAUAACAACAACCUGAGGCAUGGCGCAAAAUUUUGUAUGAAAGAAAAGAUAAGGAGUACUGCCAUAAAGAGACAUCAUUACCCUCUCCCAAUGCAACGACAGGUAGCAAUGCAUAGUAUCUGGUCAAGGAGAGAAUUCUGGGAUGGUGCCUAUGAGAACAUACAGAAUGACAAUAUUUAUAAUUCUGCAGUAGUAGAACUUUUAGAAGAAAGUGGUAAUCAGUGGCCACCAUGUAAUUACCAACCACAACGGGUCCCAAAUCCACCAAGUGAUAAUGAGGAAUUUGCUCAGGAACCUACUAAUGAGCCUACUUGGGAGCCUACUGAGUCAAUCGGAUCAGUCACUAGGCCUAUAGAGGUUCAGUCACCACCCGAAAUGGCUGAAUCUGGAAAUGAGUUCAAUGGAAAUGCUGGAGUAAUCUUAGCCAUUUAG